AUAUGUUAAAGCUACGUUUUUGUGGCCUUUUAGUUUUGCAAUUAAUAGGAUUAAUUCUGUUUGUGCAAGACAUUGCUUCACACGAAGCCAAGGAUUUCGAUGAUACCAUUCUAUAUAAAAUUGAUUUCGAUAUUCCCGAUUUCGAACAAAAUCCAGAACUAAAAAAUCAGAUACGCACAUUUUACACCCAUGAAAAGGAACAAUAUCACUGUGUUAUACCUUCGGUGACUGAGGCCAAAGAAGAAGCCAAAUCUGAUGAACCGGAACUUUCUCCCUUCGCCUUGUUGAAAAGCAUCUUUAAUACGCCCAGUUGUUCAUAUCGCAUUGAGGCCUAUUGGUCAUAUGAAAUUUGCCAUGGCCUCCAUGUUCGCCAGUAUCAUGAAGAACGUGAGGGCAAAGCGGUGAAAUUCCAAGAAUACUAUUUGGGUAAAUGGAGUGAUGACAAAUCGGAAAAAUUACAAAAGGAAUGGGAGGAGAAUCGCAAAGCCGGAAUGAAAUAUAAGACCACAAAAAUUGAUAAUAUUAAAUAUCCCUACUUUGAAAUGGAAUUUACUGAUGGUACCAAAUGUGAUAUUAUCAAUGCACCACGUACCACAAUUGUCCGUUAUGUCUGCUAUCCUCAUGGAAAGAAUGAAAUUUAUUCUUUCAAAGAGACUUCAUCGUGUAAUUAUGAAGCUAUUAUCCUGACAUCAGCAUUGUGUGUUAUACCCGCUUUUCAUCCGGAAGAGUAUAAGGAGACUUCGAUUAAAUGUUAUAACUCACCUGAUGAUGCCCAUAAGCCAUUAAGUAUGUUGCGUCAGGAGCUGAAUGAAAUGCAAUUGUCUUUGGAUGAAUUCCCGGUGUCGAAGGAGGCCAGUGAUGCAGCCAGCGAAGGACGUUUUGCCUAUUUCAAUCGCAUCGGCGAAGAUGUGGAUAAGAUUGUGUUGAGUAUUACCAAAGAUGGUAGUUUGACAGCUCACACCGCCGAUACCAGUGCCGAGGAGACAAGUGCCUUGAAAACUCCACCCACAACACCGGCUUUACAGGAUUUGACACCAUUGUUGGAGUUUGUUAAGGGUAAAAAGUGUUUGACAGGGGGCACCGGUUGGUGGAAAUAUGAAUUCUGCUAUGGCAACUAUGUGCGACAAUUCCACAAGGACAAAAAAUCCGAAACUGAAUUAUUUUUGGGCCAUUUCAGUGCCAGUGCCCAUCGUCAAUGGCUGGAGGCCAAUCCCGACAAAUGGCCAAAGGCUCAAUCGACGUCCAUUUGGCAUCAUUAUGAAAAAGGUUCGAGAUGUGAUAAAACUGGUCUGCCGCGGGAAGUUGAUGUUAAGCUAACAUGUAGCGGUGGCAGUGGAAUGGGUGGUUCGCUAAAUCCCAGCGCUGUUUCCAUGUAUCUAUUGGAACCCAAAACAUGUCAAUAUAUAUUAGUCUUUGAGGCACCCAUUGUUUGUGCUCUAACCGGUUAUACCGAUGAAUAUGGUUUAAUCGAUGAAGAAAAAUUAACCAAACUAAUUCAGGAAAAAGAAAGCGCCAGUAAAUCGAAUGCAGCCGAACAAACGGAAUCGUCGUCUAGUGCAGCUGCCAAGGAAGGACAACAGCCUAUUAUAAGAUUUUAG
Messenger RNA from Musca vetustissima, 1598 nucleotides. RefSeq names its product endoplasmic reticulum lectin 1-like. NCBI's taxonomy places the organism in Eukaryota, Metazoa, Arthropoda, Insecta, Diptera, Muscidae. The record is from RefSeq and is a predicted model, not a curated record. Gene Ontology annotation, cellular component: endoplasmic reticulum lumen. Bases 3 to 1598 code for a protein of 531 amino acids. The transcript is spliced from 4 exons. Gene Ontology annotation, biological process: endoplasmic reticulum unfolded protein response; retrograde protein transport, ER to cytosol.